AUGUCCAACAAGCCGCUACCCCCCAAACCCAGGAAGGACUCGACGCAGCAAUCACCACCGCCCAAAUACGCACUACCCCAUGCCGUCCCUUGCACCAAAACUCCGAGUCGAUCCAUCAACCUCUCAAAUCUCCCUACAGAAAUCCUCUUCCAAAUAACAUCCCACCUCCGCCCCCCUGCUCCUGCACCACUCCUCCCCUCCCGCUUCGACGGCCCCGAACGCAUCGCCUACGUGCGCUCCGCCUGCCCGCUCGUCGCGCUCGCACUAACCUUCCGGCGCCUGACGCCCAUCGCGCAGGAAGCCCUCUUGCAUACCAUCGUGCUGGGCGGCUUUGAUGGCCUGCCUGCUCUUGUCGCGCUGUUGCGCUUUCUCAUGCUCCGCCCGGAUAUGCGCGUGCAUGUCAAAUGUUUGUACUUCAAGAGUGAGAGGGAUAGGAGGGGGGAGAGGAUUAGUGCGCGGGUAUUUGGGAGUGUGCCGGGGGAAUUGUGGGAUGGGGUUAUGUUCAAGCUCCUGACCCUUUUGACGUUUUGCACGGCAGUCAUCGCGACCUUGGACCCGGCGACGUCCAAUUCGAAAGGCAAAGCUCCGUCUGCUCCAGCAUGUUCACCCGUGAAAGUCAGCAAGGCAAUUCAAGCCGCAGAAUGCAGCCACAACACGCGCACCAAAGCCCAAACUUUUGCCGUGUUCAAGCAGGAUCAUCAGUACGACAAGAACCACGGCGCUCCGUAUGGGACAUGUGAGGCGUACAACUGCGCACCGGGAUCGAAAAUGACAACAAGCACGGAUUCUUGGACGUUCUUCUGGGCGGCUGCAGGCGUGAAGGGAAAUCAGAGUGGCGAAGGUGCAGGGUGCAUCAAAAGUCCCAAGGACGGAACCUGUGGAUGUGAGAACUCUGAUGGAACGUUUGUGUAUGGUGGGAAGGAUUGCAAGUAG
Parastagonospora nodorum SN15 is the source of this 933-nucleotide messenger RNA. RefSeq lists its product as hypothetical. The transcript has 4 exons. The record is from RefSeq and is a predicted model, not a curated record. Bases 1 to 933 code for a protein of 310 amino acids. NCBI's taxonomy places the organism in Eukaryota, Fungi, Ascomycota, Dothideomycetes, Pleosporales, Phaeosphaeriaceae.